This is a messenger RNA of Salmo salar (Atlantic salmon), 4209 nucleotides long. The record is from RefSeq and is a predicted model, not a curated record. NCBI's taxonomy places the organism in Eukaryota, Metazoa, Chordata, Actinopteri, Salmoniformes, Salmonidae.
GUGAGAAAUGCUCAGCACCAAGGACAGCGGCUGAAGGAAAAUAUUCGCUGUAGCCUACUACAACAGGGCAUUACCAUAACAGUGUUGAGAUUUGUUGUAUGCGAAUAGUCUGUCUCAUAUGACCAAUCGUGUUUCAGAGGGGCGGGGAGCGCCACGCAGUCUCUCUGUAGCUAAGGUGGCUGAUUCUCCAGGAGGGAGUGGGAUGUGGAGAGAUGUGUUUAUAGCUCUGAAUUUCUUUCAGUUCUCAGUCAAGCAUCACGUGUAAUUGAAGAGAUUACUUACGGAUUUUUUUGCGGUAGCCUACCUAUAAAGAGAAUUACCAAGUGGAAGAGAGACGCGCAUUCCGACCCUCAUCACUUUUGUCGUCUCACCUGCACAAGCGGUGAACAGGAGAGGUACCUUAUCAUGGAUCAGGAGAAAUGCUUACCGGAGCUGAUGGCCGAGAAAGAUACGCUGGACUCCUCAUUUGUUCAUGCAAUGCGUCUGCUUGCCGAAGAAAUUGAAAAGUAUGAGGGGGAUGAGUUGAGAAAAGACGGUGACGUCAAGAAAUACCUUGAUGUCAUCAGUAACAAAAACAUCAAGCUCUCGGAAAGAGUUCUCAUCCCAGUUCAACAGUACCCAAAGUUUAAUUUUGUUGGGAAGCUGUUGGGUCCACGGGGCAAUUCCAUGAAAAGAUUACAAGAAGAAACAGGAGCAAAGAUGUCCAUCCUCGGAAAAGGCUCCAUGAGGGACAAAGGAAAGGAAGAAGAGUUGAGGAAAAGUGGAGAGGCCAAGUAUGCCCAUUUGAGUAACGAUCUCCACGUUUUAAUUGAAGCCUUCGCUCCUCCUGGAGAGGCCUAUUCCCGCAUGAGCUAUGCCUUGGAGGAGAUUAAGAAAUUCCUAGUUCCAGACUACAAUGAUGAGAUCAGACAGGAGCAGCUGAGGGAGCUCUCCUACUUGAACGGAGGAUCAGAAGACACCAGCAGAGGGAGGACUGUACGUGGGCGGGGCUUACGACUGGCUUCCACCACAGACACACGGGCACGGGGAGGUGCGGCCCCACCCCCUCCACCAGUCAGGGGGGCAGCUGUACCCAGGGGAACAGUGGGUAAGCGGAGUGUCCUGCCACAAGCCACAUUAACGAGAGGAGUACCCGCUCCCAGGGCCAGGGGAGCACCAGGGAACCCCGGAUACAGACCCCCACUGUUACCCAUCACACACGAAUCAUACGACGACUACGGCUAUGAUGAUGGAUAUGACGGUGAAUAUGAUGACCAGAGUUAUGAUGCCUAUGAGGAGAACUACAGCAAUCAGUCAAAGAGCAUUUCUGAAUAUUACGAAUAUGGCCACGGAACCAAUGACGAAGCCUACAACAAUUACGAAGAGGAGUGGACUACAACCCGUCCGACACUGAAAGCCCCAACAGCAAGGCUCUCACGCGGGGGCUACAGAGAACAUCCCUAUGGUAGAUAUUGAAGGAGUAACAUAUUGUGUGAACUGUUCAAUAAGGGAAGUGUGAGAGUAUGGAACACACAGUAAAGUCUUCCCUGGGGACCGCAGAGUGCCUCCGCGUAUCUGAAGUGCUGGGCACAACCAGAAAUUAGCCUUGUGCAAAUGAGCAUGGUAAGUAUCUGGAAGCUUUCUUGCACGCCUGCUGUAAAAUUAAUACAUUUUGUCCUCAAUACCUGUUACAAAGAAACCUUUCGACAAACUAUAGGGGUUGGGUUGCCAAAGAAUGGGCACAGCCUUUUGUUAAUGAACCCUAUCAGCCAUUCGGAGAGGAAGCCAGUGCUUCUGGCUUUCUGCUCUGAACCAUAACUUAUAUUUGUGCUGCAAUCCAAAAUCUGAAAAGUAUGUGGGCUACAAAAUAUCUUUAACACAAAUAAAAGGCUGUAUAUGUCACAGCAGUUGUCUCCCAGCAAUUAGGGGUUGAAUAGGUACAUAUAAGAGUGGAAAACAUAACGUACAUACAAUCAAAUGCAUAUUCAGGUUUCAGUAAAAGGCUGUUGUGGGUUCUUUGUUGAUUUUGAAAAGCUUUUGAAACCGUUACAUUUAGCCUGUAGGAAGUAAAUCCCUCUAUCUUUCCACACUCUUGUAACAUCAAAAGAUUUGCUGAAGGACAACUGCUGAAGGACAAUUGGGCCACUUUGAAAGGCUUUUGAAUAACUCCCUAAAUAGUAUUUUUUUUCAUGAUGAAUUGUGUAUGUAUGUCUGUGGGGUUGGGGGGGGGGCAUUUGUAGAUUGUAAUCAAACAAACAUUUAGUUUAAUUCUUUCAUCAUACCCUCUGUCUGCAAUUUUAUCUUGAUCAAUUUGUCUUGUCAAUUUUGGGGUAUAAAAUGGGUAAAUCAUGAAUACUAAGUCUGGUCCACAGGCACCAAGACAUGCUUGCCUAAUGUUAUGUUCUAUUACAGCAAAGCUUGAAAUUGUCUUUGUGAACAGCUGGCCUCCUCUUUGCCCUUGACUUUGAAAGCCAUCUUCUCCCUGAGCCUGAGCCACUUGGCUCUCAGCAGGUGCAGCCUGUUAGGAGUGCCCCAGACCAGAUUUGCAUGGUGGCUGUUUAUUUGCCGUUAUGACUAAGGAGUGAUUUGUGUUGCUGGGCUGAAAGACGUCUGCCAGUGCCAUUCGUGUAGCCUUUGCCAAAAGCCACUCUCAGAUCCAUUUUCAUAACAAGCGUGUUGCCAGCUUGACACAAGCCAAGGGCUCAAAUCCCCUAGCCUGCUAUGAAUGUUGGUGUACAUUUCUUAAAGUGUGUGCCAUUGUUCAGAGUCGUCUCACAUACAGAUUACCAAUGAGUCAUUACCAGAGCUGGAUUCCCAAAGACAAUAGCAUUAGUCAUUGUUCGGUUAAAUGUGAUGUAUGCAAUUGUCAGAGGCCGAGGUGCUUCAAGGCUUCUCAGAUCACAAUUUAUUUUGUGUAGAAAAUUAUUGAAUACGCCUAUAAAUUGACCAAUGUUGAACAAUUGUACCGUGGUGCAAUGCAAUGAGUCACCAGGUCAGAUAUGGCAUGUUAAUUCCUUUAACGUCCCUCAAAUGAAUCUAAUAAUUAUUGACUUUUCUGAGUGUGUGUAAUGUUCAAAUGGAUCAUUAUCCUCCAUUGGCAGUGGAAAGGAGUUAACAGCACAGGAGAGUGUACUUUAUGAUUGAAGAUGAAUUAUAUUAAUCCAAGCUGACAGAAUCAAAACAUUUGACAGUGAUAUACAAUGACACCAUCUGUUUGUAGCGAAUUGGCACUGGCUUGUUUUCCCCACACAAACACAAACAUGACAUAAUGCACUUGGCUUGGCAGAGUCAACCUGGGGAUUUGGGAAGGAAUCAAAGACACUUGCAAGUCUUUCAGUCCAAGACUAACCAUUGACAGUAAAAUAAGUAAACCUAUGUUAUAUUCUGCAUGAUUAUGUUAAAAUUCAGUACAGUAUAUACCAUAGUAACACUGCAGUUGACCCUUAUUGAACUCAAAUGCGCAUAUGAAUGUUCUCCACCAUUUUGGCAUGCAGAGAGAGAUUAUUUGGAGCAGAUGUAGGGGGUAUUACCAGGGAAAGAUUCACUCACACAAGUUAAUAAGCAACACCAGUUGUUGAGUUUUCAGCUGAGCGCAUUACCCAGGCCAUGCAUGAAAUGGUUUCAUUUUCCAUCACUGUUUGUUUUCCCUGAUCAUUUCCAUGAUAGAGAAAGAAAACGGAAUUACUGUUGUUGAACCUAUUGAGGUGUACAGCUCCCCAGUCCUGCCAGUUCACAAAUGAGCUUGGCAUCUGGGUCGAUUGCAUGGCAAGGAUGGUGUCUGCAUAGGCUCAGCACGCAAGGAAGUGUCUCAUGCCAACCACUGCCAAGUGACUGACUGUGUCACGCCUGCUCCCGCUCCCCCUCUAUGGCGCUCGAGGGCCAUCAUUACGCACACCUGUCACCACUGUUACGCGCAUCAGCGCUUCAUUGGACUCACCUGGACUCCAUCACUUAUUGAUUGCCUCCCCUAUAUCUGUCUAUUCCUCAGUUUCAUCCCCGUGUCAGCAUUAAUGUAUUUUUUGUUCCCCCUGUCCCCCUUGUUGUGUUUCAUGUUGGUUAUUUAUUGAAUAUUCACUCCCGUCUCCCAGCGUCUGUCCUCACAGAAUGCUGACACCACAACAUCAGGGAGAUUUUUGGUUUUUGUUGGUGACGUCGAGUGCCACUCCCGAAGGGCUGCCUCAGCUGGCUCGUCAGGCUUCCAUGCCUUAGCUGGCUCGAGAGGUUUUCUUG